AGACCUUGAGUAUUACUUAGUUACAAACGUAUGCAAGGCUACUUUUAGAUGCUGGAUUAUACAACGAAAGGAUAAAAGGAUUUAUUUUAGAUCCUUUUGCAUCUGGUUUAGUUCUUGUCUGUCCGCACCAGGGACUCGUAGUUUGCAUCAUGCAAGUUUUAACUUUAACAUUCACUGUGUUAUUUUGUGCAAAGUUUUGUUUUUCUUUAAAGGAAAUAGAUUUAAACGGACAAUGGACUGUUUCAAAUUCAAACAUGAGCAUUGUUAUCCCAGGCGUUGUUCCUGGUUCCAUGUACACGGCCUUGAUGGCAAACAAAACCAUCUCAGACCCAUACUACCGUAAGAAUGACGCAUUGUAUAGAUGGAUUGGUCGUGACGAUUGGACAUACAGUCGCAGUUUUAAUGUAUCGGCUGACAUGUUACAAUAUACAGCUAUAACGUUGGUUUGUGAUGGACUGGAUACUAUAUCUACCGUCGUCGUUAACAACAAGAUCGUCGGCACCUCUGAUAAUAUGUUUGUUAGAUAUGUGUAUGACAUCAAACCAGCUUUAGUGGCUGGAGCAAAUAGCAUUGCUGUAAAGUUUCGGUCUGCGCCAAAAUAUGUGGAGGAACAAGCAAAGAAAAGAGAAUAUCCAAUCUUCCCAUUGUGUGUACCUCCAGAAUAUCACGGUGAAUGCGGGGCAAAUCUUAUUCGGAAAACUCAGUGCUCGUUCAGCUGGGAUUGGGGACCAUCCUUUCCAACACAAGGAAUCUGGAGAGACAUUUACAUUCAGGGUUACAAUAGUCUAGUUAUAAGGGAUAUUACAUCGGAAACCACCAAAAACAAAGAUGGGUCAUGGUUACUGAAGGUUGACAUAUUUACAGACGUUUUCCUUGCAGCAAGGGUCAACGGCCACAUGGAGGUCAAGCUAGCAAACACGUCAGUUUCUCAAACAACGCCGGUGACCUUGACCUCUGACAAAAACAUGGUUUCUAUGAACAUCAGCAUUCCGAAGUCUGAAAUGAUCCGGGAAUGGUGGCCAAAUGGUUAUGGAGAACAGAACCUGUAUGAUUUGUUCGUAUUUUUUACUGAUACAUUUGGAACGAUGAACAACAAGAAGAUCCGGAUAGGGUUUAGAACUGUAGAGAUUGUGCAGGACUACGUUUCUGUUAACAAGUCAUUAGGUCGCACUUUUUAUUUCCGUAUAAAUGGCCAAGCGAUUUUUCUGAAGGGCUCAAACUGGAUACCUGCAGAUGCUUUCCUGGAUCGUGUCACCAGAGAUCGUGUGUACAACUACCUGAAAUCUGCCGCCGACGUCCACAUGAACACAAUGAGGGUCUGGGGAGGAGGGAUAUAUGAGUUUGACAUGUUCUAUGACAUAGCAGAUGAGCUAGGAAUUAUGAUAUGGCAGGACUUUAUGUUUGCUUGUGCUAUGUAUCCAACUGAUGACCAGUUCCUGUCUUCCGUUAGUGCCGAGGUUAGGUACCAGGUACGCAGAUUGAAACAUCAUCCGUCACUUAUCGCUCUCAGUGGUAAUAACGAGAACGAGAAGGCUUUGAGACAGGACUGGUAUGGUACUGACGUCAACUUUACCAGAUACAAAAACGACUAUCUGAAGCUAUAUAAAGACACUGUGUACGCCAUUGUGAGCCAGGAAGAUACAAGUCGCCCGUUCCUGUCAUCCAGCCCGUCAAAUGGUGUAGAAUCUCAACUUGAAGGAUGGGUUGCUAAGCAACCGUGGAGUACAUAUUAUGGCGAUAUCCAUGAAUAUAAUUAUCUUGUUCCAUUCUUCGAUCCGAGUCAGUACCGCAUUCCUAGAAUGUCCUCCGAGUUUGGCCUUCAAUCGUUUCCUAGUUACGAGACGCUUGAAUCAGUGUUUGGCGCAGACGACAUGGACUACUGGUCUGAUCUGAACGAUUACAGGAACCACCAUCCAUUUGGCAACGUUGAGAUGAUGGCCGAGGCUAUACAGUAUGUUAGAUUACCAAACAACCGGGACCGAAAACAACGUUUCAAGGACCUUAUAUACAUCACACAGAUAGAUCAUGCGGUUGGAAUGAAAGUUCAGACGGAACAUUAUCGUCGUUGGCAAAACCAGCUGGACAAUAAAGGUCAAGGUAAUACUAUGGGAGCACUGUAUUGGAUGUUGGCAGACAUAUGGCAAGCACCAACUUGGGCUUCUAUAGAAUAUGGCGGGAAAUGGAAGAUGCUUCAUUACUUUGCCAAAGACUUCUUUGCACCAACUCUAAUCUCACCAUACAAAGACGGAAAUGACGUCAAUGUAUUCAUUGUCAUUGAUGAAUUAUCAGUAAAGGAAGUACGUCAUCCUGUACACCAUACUCUUCAGUUCCAAGCUAAAUACAACCCGCGUCCUUUCAAUCUAUAUGACACGACCACGUGGGAUGAUAAUCAUGUUUCAGCAUCCAAUCAGAUUAACCUAUACAAUAAGGACGAUUUUAGCGGAAGUUUGUACAUUGAAAUGUACUCCUGGGACAGAUUUCAGAUGUUGUAUUCAUGGAAAAUACCGUUUACACUAAUUAACACAGCUCAAUCAGUAUUUCGUCACGACAUUUCUGAUAUGAUCUCCACUGCUGGCUGUGUGAGAAGUAAACGGUGCUUUCUUUUCUUUCAUCUUGGUGACCCUGUAUCGGGACCGACCAACUUUUUACCGCUUUCACAGUUCACCGACGCCGAGGGACUUACAAACGCUACAAUUCAGAUUUCUGAUGUAAUGGCUACGACGACUAACAACGUGUUUACUGUCACAUUAACCACGGACGCAAUCGCGCCAUUUGUUUGGAUAGAUGCUUACAAGGUCAAAGGUCGUUUCUCUGACAACGGGUUUUUAAUGCUUCAUAAAACUCGGACCUUGACCUUUUACGCAUGGGAAACAAUAGAUGUUGCGACAUUGAAAGCGGCCUUGUCUGUAAAAUCGUUGAUGAACGUAUACCAUUGAACUGUUUAUGAACAUUAAAUCGUUUAUUAUUCUAUAAUAAAUAAUAUACAUUGUAGACUAAAAUUUAUUUGAAUGAAAAAAAAAGACAUAUGUGUAAUAAAUAUUUGUAUUUGCAAAGUGAUAAACACAA
Molecule: messenger RNA, 3066 nt
Organism: Ruditapes philippinarum (Manila clam)
Lineage: Eukaryota; Metazoa; Mollusca; Bivalvia; Venerida; Veneridae
Product: beta-mannosidase-like
Exons: 17
Coding region: 150-2936 (928 amino acids)
Biological process (GO): carbohydrate metabolic process; glycoprotein catabolic process
Molecular function (GO): beta-mannosidase activity
Source: RefSeq, a predicted model, not a curated record